This is a messenger RNA of Engraulis encrasicolus (European anchovy), 2937 nucleotides long. RefSeq names its product cystathionine beta-synthase a (gene cbsa). The record is from RefSeq and is a predicted model, not a curated record. The coding region runs from base 129 to 1883 and encodes 584 amino acids. Gene Ontology annotation, cellular component: cytoplasm. The transcript has 15 exons. Gene Ontology annotation, molecular function: cystathionine beta-synthase activity. Lineage: Eukaryota; Metazoa; Chordata; Actinopteri; Clupeiformes; Engraulidae.
CUACUUAAUCUGACUCAGACCUGAGUUGAACUCUGGCUUCAGAAUUUAUUCUUGGGUAGCCUAAACGUUUAUUGUGGUGCACCGAUAGAGACACUGCUACUUCGCAACUUCUCCCGACUUCGUAAGCCAUGCCUUCAGUUCCCUCCCCCAAAGAGAGCCAGGCCGCGGUGUGUCCGUUCGCGGUGCGGAGGACUGUCCCUAUGAGGGAGGUGAAGAGCCAGGAAGGGCCUUUCCAGAGAGACGUGGAGCAGAGUGAGAAAGCGAACGGGGACGACAUGGACGGGCCCAUCCAGCUGGAGGGGAAGAAGGCGGCGGAGAGGAAGUGGAUCCGCCCGGACCUGGCCAGCCGCUGUACCUGGAAGCUCGGCAUGCCGCACACAGACUCCCCACACACCAAGGGGCUCAGAACCGCACCUCCCAGAAUCCUGCCGAACAUCCUUACGAGGAUCGGAGACACGCCGCUGGUCCGCAUGAACAAGCUGCCAAAGACCUUUGGACUCAAGUGCGAACUCUUGGCAAAGUGUGAGUUCUUCAAUGCUGGAGGGAGUGUGAAGGAUCGCAUCAGCCUGCGCAUGGUGGAGGAUGCGGAGAAGUCUGGGCUGCUGAAGCCUGGAGACACCAUCAUAGAGCCCACCUCCGGAAACACAGGUAUCGGUCUGGCAUUGACAGCAGCAGUGAAAGGCUACCGAUGCAUCAUAGUGAUGCCUGAGAAGAUGAGUAUGGAGAAGGUUGAUGUACUGAGGGCCUUGGGUGCGGAGAUCGUCCGUACACCGACCAGCGCCCGUUUCGAUUCGCCCGAGUCUCACGUGGGCGUGGCCUGGCGCCUGAAGAACGAGAUCCCCAACUCCCACAUCCUGGACCAGUAUCGUAACGCUAGCAACCCACUGGCCCACUACGACACCACUGCCGAGGAGAUACUGGAGCAGUGCGAUGGUAAAAUUGAUAUGGUGGUGUUGUCGGCUGGCACAGGGGGCACCAUCACUGGCAUUGCCCGCAAGCUGAAGGAGAAAUGCCCCAACAUAAAGGUCAUUGGUGUGGAUCCAGAGGGCUCCAUCCUGGCUGAACCAGAUGAGUUGAACAGGACGGACAAGACCCAGUAUGAGGUGGAGGGCAUCGGCUACGACUUCAUCCCCACCGUGCUGGACCGAUCUGUGGUGGAUGACUGGUAUAAGUCAAAUGACAACGAUUCGUUCGCCAUGGCACGUAUGCUAGUCCGAGAUGAAGGCCUGCUGUGUGGUGGCAGUUCAGGCGCAGCGAUGGCGGCGGCAGUGAGGGUUGCGAGGGAGCUGAAGGAGGGCCAGCGUUGUGUGGUGCUCCUGCCGGACUCCAUACGCAACUACAUGUCCAAGUUCCUGAGUGAUAAGUGGAUGGUGGAGAAAGGUUUCCUGAGGGAGGAGGACAUCAUGGUAAACAAACCCUGGUGGUGGAACCUGAAGGUGCAGAACUUGAAUAUGUCGGCUCCCUUGACCGUGUUGCCCACUGUUACCUGCCAGAAGACCAUCAAGAUCCUCAAGGAGAAGAGAUUUGACCAGGCGCCUGUAGUGGAGGAGACCGGGCUGAUUAUCGGCAUGGUGACUCUGGGUAACAUGCUGGCCUCAGUGCUGGCUGGCAAGGUGAAGCCAUCAGACCCAGUCAGCAAAGUGCUCUACAAGCAGUUCAAACAGGUCAAACUCACGGACAACCUUGGGAAGCUCUCCAGGAUUCUAGAGACUGACCACUUUGCCCUGGUGGUCCACGAGCAGAUUCAGUACCUGACGGACGGCACCCCAAGCCUGAAGCAGAUGGUGUUCGGGGUGGUGACGGCCAUCGACCUGCUCAACUUUGUGACGACCCGGGAGAGGAGGGACAGCAGGAGCUUGUCCGAGUGGACAGACGACCUGUGAACCAUUCAGCUGACUUCCUCUUGACUUCCUGUUGCUCACUGUCAUCACAGGAAGUGGACAUUGAUAAGGGCUGCUGCCUGGGGCCAUAUAGUAACCGGCUCCUCCUAUCUUCCGAAUAUAUCUGCUAUGCUAUUACAGCUAUUUCAAGCACUUGUAUCCCCCUGAUGGCCAAGAUUGAUUAGCCAAUUAAGGUUGCUGACCUACCAUAGGAGGAAAUAGGUGCAGCUGAUCUAGCAAGUGUGCUGAUGAUGACCCAUAGGUUGCUGAUUAGAAAAGACCAGUGUGCGGGAGUUAAUAGGUCUUUCUGUUACGGUACAUCAAAGGACAUAUUGAAACAUAAACAUAGUUAACGAGUACGAGUUAACAAGUCACUCUCUUGAAAUGACUGCUUCAUAGACUAAUGGUGCACAUUGGUCUGACAGAAAUCCUUUAAUAAUUAAAGAGGCCUAGUGAAGGAGAGAGGUGUUAUUUAUUGGUGUUGAAGAUUAUGCUGAUACUACACUCGGUGGAAUGGUGCAUCAUAACCGCUGAUGAGGAUGCCAAAAGCGAUUUGAAGUCUUAAUUUUUUCAAAAACAUUUUAGUGUGAGGAAACUUAUUCCGAACAAGUUCAAUUGAUUAGAAUGAAAUGACAUUUAUAUACACUUACAUGAACCUGUGUACCUUCACCUUGAUGUGUUUUUUAUCAAUUCAUUUAUUUGUCAGUAUCCUUGAAAUUACAUUUUUUGUGUUGAAUGACGUACUAUAUGCCUGAGCAAUAUAUGGAAACAAAUAUUUUGCUCUGCAUUACAAUAUGCUUAUUGAGCUUGAAUGAUAGUACUAUCAUUUUGGAUUAAUGAACCACAAUUCACUCGCUUGUGACACGAUAUAGCAACUGUACUAGGGAGGUUAUGACAGUAGUCAUCAGCUCUUCCUUUGCAAUUUGCAGUUUAUCUUAAACCAUUUCAUUGUUUUCACUUAUAUCUGUAUCACAACAGUAUCAGAAAAUGACAAGAAAACAUAAGUGUAAAUAUAUAAGCGCACAUCCAGAAAAUAAAGACUUUUAAAGAAACUCUA